Messenger RNA from Pestalotiopsis fici W106-1, 1437 nucleotides. RefSeq lists its product as uncharacterized. The coding region runs from base 1 to 1437 and encodes 478 amino acids. Gene Ontology annotation, molecular function: hydrolase activity, hydrolyzing O-glycosyl compounds. The record is from RefSeq and is a predicted model, not a curated record. The transcript has 5 exons. NCBI's taxonomy places the organism in Eukaryota, Fungi, Ascomycota, Sordariomycetes, Amphisphaeriales, Sporocadaceae.
AUGUUGUGCACAUGGCGUGCUCUCUGCGCGACAUUCGUUCUUUGGAUAGCCACUUGCAAUGCUACUUUGCUGGCACCACGAGAGGAUCCAUGGCCCAAUGGGCCGUUCACGACCAAUGAGCAAUAUGUUGUAGAUGCCUCUGGCAUGUCUUUUACAUACGCGGGUGUAAAUUGGCCAGGGCACUUGGAUGCCAUGGUUCCUGAAGGGCUUCAAUACCGCUCGAUAUCUGAUAUCAUGGCCCUGUUGAAAAGCAUAGGCAUCAACUCUAUUCGGUUGACAUAUGCAAUUGAAAUGAUUGAUCAAAUUGAGGAUAAUGCUGGUCACGAUAUCCCUCUUCAAGCGGCUUUCGUUGAUGCGUUGGGCCAGGAGAACGGAACCGCGAUCUUUGAAAAGGUGCUUUCUCUUAACCCCUCCUUUUCGAACGACACGACUAGAUUGGAAGUCUUUGACGCGAUUGCGGCCGAGGCACAGCAAAAUGAAAUUUACAUCCACCUCGAUAACCAUCUUUCCAAGGCCGGCUGGUGUUGCACCUACUUUGAUCACAAUGGGUGGUGGGGAGACUCUGACUUUCCCGUCGCCAACUGGACGCGAGGCCUCUCAUACAUGGCAGAUCAUGCAUCGGCUUGGCCCAACUUCAUUUCCAUGUCCCUCAGAAAUGAGCUGCGCCCGCCGUUUGGAAAUUCCACGCUGUACGCCGAGUCCUACAAUUGGCAGGACUGGUACAAGUAUGUGAAACAGGGCGUAGAAGCGAUCAACACGGCCAACGCAGACAUCCUCAUCUUUUUGUCGGGAUUAAAUUCGGAUACCACACUUGAGUCCGUUACGAAUGAGACGGCUCUCCGUCCGGGAUCUGGAAAAUUCGAGCUUGAUGAGUCCACGGCCAACAAAAUUGUUCUAGAACUACACAAUUACGAUAAUAUCAACAAGGGACCCGGACUCGAAAACUGUACUGCGCUGAAUGAAGAACUUCUUACAGACGGCUUUCGAGCCUUGCAAAGCGAUGCGCCAAACCCAUUCCCUGUAGUCAUGACAGAGUUUGGAUUUGUGCAGGAUGACUCAACCUGGCAAGGCACAUUUGCUUCGUGUAUCGAGCAAUUCCUAGCCGAUCAGCAAGCUGGGUGGAUGAUUUGGUCUUUGGGUGGAAGCUACUAUAUACGCGAAGGUGUCCAAGAUUACGAUGAAUCUUGGGGUCUGCUUUCUCACGAUUGGUCCAGCUGGCGAUCCCCAGGUCACAUCAAUGGGAGUUUCGCUGCUCUUGUAGAUGCAACACUGGCAUCUAAUGGCAUCCAAAGAGGUCUCAGCAACAAUAAUGGCAGCAGUUCUUCGAGCAAUGAAACUUCCGAGAACGCGGGUAAUGUAAAGUUGCACUCCAGCUUUAACCUCUGGAGUGUGAUUGGGCUCGGCGCAAUUACCACUUUGGUGCUUUGGUCAUAUUAG